This is a messenger RNA of Pseudo-nitzschia multistriata, 1332 nucleotides long. The record is from the annotation of a GenBank genome assembly. Lineage: Eukaryota; Bacillariophyta; Bacillariophyceae; Bacillariales; Bacillariaceae.
CAAUACAAUGAAUGCUUUGAAUGGAUACAUCGUAUUCGUCCUUCUGUUGUCAACGGCACCAUCGAAUGUUUCGUCGUUCGCAUUUCCGAGAAUCCAGCCACCAGCGACCACUUCGAUAUCGGAUGGUUUGAGAGAUAACUCUUCCAAUAGACUUGGAUCAAUGUCUUUUUUAUCCAGGAUCCAGAACUCGAAAAUGACAACACUUUCUAUGGUGAGAGAGCCCGAUGACCGCCCUGGAUUGUCUUUCUCUAGCAUCGUUGCAGGGGUUCUACUCGCCGUCUUUCUURCUGGCAGUCUGAUUCCAUUGGCGGGAACAUUCGACCUGAAAUCCGCCCCCAUCGCCGACUCAGUGGUCACCCGGCAAGAUCAACCCGGGAAACAAAUUGCCGGAAGCAAGACGUAUGCUCUCUCUCGAUCCGCGAUYCAAGAGAAACUAAAUACUGUUCCCGUCUUUUACGUCGCAACCACCGGUGGGGAUGGUUCGGCCCAAAUGUCGACCGACAUUUACAUGUCGUAUUCAGAUGCUAAGGUGGCUAGUGAUAGCAUUCCUUCGUCUUCCGUYAAGGGUACRACCUUAGAUCAAGUAAUGUACGUUGCUUCGUUCGUUCGUUWCUUUUCGUACUUCAUUUACUCUCUCGGACUGACUUCUGUUUACUGGCGAUCGAACACAGCUGUGCGUUUGGACAAAUCAAAAGUCCCAUGAAAAWAUCCAGUCUCCUAACUUUUUCUCUUUUUUGAUGACGAAACAAACAAACAUGGAAACGCAUCUACGCAUGCAGGUAUCCUUUGGUAUUGAAACGAGGAAGAAUGAGAAUGGCCCCACCCCCCGCCGAGAUCGAGCAGGCAGAGGCGAAAAUUAUGGCCGGGGAUAGGUCGGACAUAUUCCGCCUUGUUCCUUCCAAAAUAUCCGUAGAGCAAGCGAAACAAUUGGAUCUGGAGACGUCGCAGAGCGAUGUCCCGCUGUUCAUUGCGGACAGAUUGGCCUUUGCUUCCACCAAGGGUGCGCAACUGCCCUUGUUUUUAAACAAGGACGAUUGCAUCACCAGCUACAAGCGCCUUCGAGAAGCAAAGUCUUCUCUGCCUGAACAACCAAAUAUUCGCACAACAACCUUGCUGGAGACGUUGAUUAGUAUGGAGAAAGGUACMCGUCCCGGUGUUAGUCAGUUGAACUUUUACGCUACGGCAGGCGAUUUGCUUCGACUUACGGAAAUGUAUCAGAAUUAAUCCGGGGCUACUCAAGACGCGAAGAAGAUUUAAUCGUUAAUCAUUGGAAGUGUAGACAAGGUAAAAUUCUCUACGUAUUCAACGCAUGAAUAACUCUCAGAGAAAUUA